GGGCACGUUCACUACACACUUUGGAUAUCAUUGAUCAGUGUGGUUGGGCACGUUCACUACACACUUCGGAUAUCAUUGAUCAGUGUGGUUGGGCACGUUCACUACACACUUCGGAUAUCAUUGAUCAGUGUGGUUGCAGACAGUGAUUGGAAUAUAGAUCCAUUAAUCAGAUAACAGAAUGACCAAUGGUCACUGGGGACAGGAUAUGAUAGAGAUUAAAUGCUGACCAGUCAAUAUCCAGUGAUGAUAAUCUGCUGACUCCACUAAUGACACCGUAACCAUGGCGUUCCUUGGAUACAGUGAUGAUUUUGACCUUGAUGAUGAUGGAAUCCUUCGCGACUCAGCUUCCUCUGGAGGUAUACUUAUUGAUGACGAUGGAAUAGUGAGAGACGAUUUUGAUGCUCAAAGCAAAUACACCUCCCGCAGUUCUACCACCCACUGGACAGAUUCAGGACUAGGGGGAGAUAAGCAGUCUGGUGGCAGCACCUCCACUAUCCGUCAGUUUGACCUCCAGUCUUACCCCAGCUAUGAGGCGUUAGAGGACAGCCGUGUUAACAUCAGUGAUCUAGAGGCAUCAAAGGAUGACCUCAGCUUUGAGGGGGAUGCGUUUAGAAACAGCUUCGACAGAGAUACUGGUUAUGAUAAUGGUCAUAUUCACUCACCAGCCGGUAAACUCCAACGUGACAUACAGAGUGGGCUCAGUAGCAGGAGCAGUUUUGAUCACUCUUUGACGUUUGACGAUACCAACGAUAAUUUCAAAAGUACAACAGAUUCAGGCAAUAAAGAAUUAUUUGAUUCUGAUUAUUAUAAACAGUUGGAGGAACUAGGUGUUUUAAUUGAUGGUGCUGAACUCGCCGAACCUUUGGCUUCCCUGGAUGAGUUUGAGAUAUUAGAAGAUCAUGUGUCCAGGGAAGAUAUAGACUAUUCUCCAGAACCCGACAAUUCUUUUGAUAAGCUACUGAGGAAAAAUUCCAUUAGAAGUCCAGGUAUUGGUGGGUUUCAUGAUGACAGGGAGGACGACCGCCAAGAAUAUGAACCACCUGAAGAACGACAAACUCACACAAGACCAAACACAGCAGGUUCUGCGCGGACGAUAAGUAGUCGAUCUUUUCCCGAGAUAUCUCCAGAGGAGGCAUUGAAAUACUACAAUGAGAGAGUGAGUGACCCAGACCAGGAGUUAGAUUUCGGUGUGAGGGAUGCGGAUAGUAUAGAUUUUGAGGAGUCACAGCGGACAGGAGAUGAUGAUGAGAUAUUCAAUAUAACUAGUAGGAUAUCAGAUGCCCCAAAGCCGGCCAAACGACGUGCCUUCGGUGACGACAGAGAUACACCAUCUAUGUUGACACCAAGUAUCGGCAGUAGGUCAGGUAGUCGUCAGAGUCAUGACGGAAAUCGUGCUAACAUACCACAUGAUAAGAAAGGUCAUUUACGAAGGAGACCAAACUCUCGAGGAAGUGACAGGUCAUUUGAUCACAAUGAUUCUUUUGUGAGCAAUCGUUCUAAUGGACCUCUGGAUCAAACUAAUCAGUUACCAAGACGCCCUGGGUCACAUGGGGAAAGAUCAUUUGACAAUAAUGAUUCUUUCUUGAGUAACACUUCAUAUGCGUCUCGUACCAGUAGGGAUGGUUCUCUAACCCCUGUAUCCACUGGAGUGUUCUCCGAGUCUCACCACGAGGCUCGGCCAGGGUCACUGACACCGCGAAACACUAGCCAAUCAGAAAUCACCAGACCAGAUUCUUCUGCAAGUCAGAGAUCAGCAGCAUCUGAAACAUUGUCAGCAAGGUCAAGGCAAAGGUCAUCACAUAAUACUUCCAGGGAAGACAACGCAUCACUAUCAAAAGCCAGGUCACAGGAAAGCUUCUUCCAUGACUCUGAACUUCAGCCUGUCAGAUCUGCAGAAAAGUCAUCACCAGACAAAAUGCCAAAACGUCUUCUACCAAAACCCAAUGCUAAUGAGGUAAGUCAGUCUUACCGAGUCAAAAGUAAGAGUACCACCAACAUUGCUGCCAAAACGGGUCCAAUUAAACCCAAACACAUGUCAGUGUCAGACCUGUCACGAAUACAGCUAGAUGAACAUGAAGGUGACGCUGUAAAUUCUACCUCCGACAAAUCGAAAAAUGAGCUUUCAUCAAAACUAAAUCAGGAAUUCCAUAAGAGAAAGCAAGCAACAGAACUUGUUCAACAACUUCAAAAGGACUAUGACAAACUUUUGUCUAAGUAUGCCAGUGCUGAGCUCACUAUCGACCAGUUACGCCUGGGAGCAAGGGUCACCUUGCACUCAAACUCACCGACCCCGAGUCAGGCCACCACGGGGUCAAUGCAGUCAUUACAACAACCGCAGGUCAUGCAGCUCAACCGAGGGGUGAAAUCCCCGUCUCCGUUCCAGGGGUCACUAGGAUACGCCAGUCCAAUGUCUGUUGACAGUACCCUCGCUGACUCUUACAGUGACCAAGGACAGGGAGCAAAGACCAAGUUUAGGUCGCAGUCAGAGUCCGCACUCACCAAUGGAAACGCAGAAAGGGAGGCUCGUAACAUGGCGUUAUCGUCGGAAAACGGAGCAGAAAGUGUCAAGCUUGGUCUCAUCUUUCAGGCAAAUGGCCUUGAUGAUAGGAUGGAAUCAUUCAAAACUUUAUUGGAUGAAAAGCAAUUGACGCACGAUGAACAGGAAAAAGUGUUUGAAAAAAUUCGGACAGACCAUGAAAAAUUGCGUCGAGAUUAUCUCCAAUCGAAGGAGGAUUAUAAUGUGUUAAAACGUGCCAAUGCCAGUGUGGGAGAUGUGAACUUCGACCAAGAAAAAGAGCUCGAGGGAGAACUAUUUAGACUUGGAAUGAAAUUUGAUGAUAUUCAUGAAAAAGUGGAUGAGAAUAGGCAAAAGAAAUCUUCAGAAAGACAACCGUUUCAGAGUAACCGUGCACAGUCGAACGGUGAUGUAACAGUGGAUGGUAGUGAUGUGGAAGGUCGUGCCAUAGAUCAUACGAAGAAAAAAAUGACAAGUACAAUGGCUGGGGACGAUCUUGUCAAGCCGACGAAAGAUCAGGUGUUUCAGAACACAGUCAGCCGUUUACAUGAGGAGUACAACAACUUGAUGGAUAGAUACCGCCGACUCAAACAGAUGGCGCAAACACCCGAAAGAGACAGGGAAAUUGACAACUUAGUCAAGAAACUGAAGCACAUCUGCAAUUCAGAGCCAGAAAUAUUCAAGAUGCCUAAAGAAUUGCAAGAAAGAUGGGAACAACUACAAGAGCGAGAUGUGGAUGGUAGGAGAAUGUCAGUUGCCUCCCCUGCCAUGGGGCGAUGCCCUAGCCAACAGGCGCAGCAGCGUGAGCAGAUGGCCAGUGUCCAGAACCAGUCCUUUACUAGGGGGCGAGACACACCAACCAACUCUCACAACUGGUCUAUGGACAGGUCUUACUCGGAGUAUAACGGAGAUACAUCUCACGGCCUACCCCGGGACAACAGCCUGCGACAGUCUAGCAGCAUCAGCAGCAGUCGUAGCAGUUUGUCCUCACGGGGGACCCCCAGAGAUCCUGACAGAAACUCACCCAACCCCAGGCUUCCACGACCUCGCAGACACGACCAUCCUGACAGGAAACAUGGACUCAAGAAAAGACCAGAGGGAGGCAGUAUGAGUAGUCUAGGUGACAGUGGUAUAUCUGAACACGACCACACUAAUGGAGGCGGGGCCACCGCCGGCAAUCUAUCCAGCCUCCCUGGUCCAGGAAAGUUUAAGCAAAUGACAAAACAAAGAAAUGCUCCUGAUGCAGACAGUGGGUUCAUUGGCUCAAUGGUGGGGUCAGAGGUCAGUCAUAUGUCUUCACGGCAGCAACAAGAACAAGCCCAACCUUCACUGAGGUUACGACACCCGGCAGAUAAUGAUGAAAGACCUAGGUCAAGAUCAGGUGAUGCAGAAACAGCUUCAAUUACAAGUUCAAGGUCAGCCAGGUCUGGGAGGUCGAGGCAAGAUGACCGACCUUCUUCACGAGGGUCACUGAGGUCAGGGGGUAGACGUGACAUGACUACAGAUAUGAGCCGAGAUUUUACAGAUGAUAGUUACACCCUGACAGAAAGUGAUAUGAGCUUUGACUCUUCCCAGCAUUCUCGUCGUAGCCGACAACGACCUCGAAGCAUGGUGGAGGCCUCGAUACAGGAGGAGGAGGAAGGACGCCCUCCAGCUACUCCCAGACAACAACAGACGAAACAAGGUCAGAAAUCAAGGGUAGAGCCUCAUCAACCAAUAAUCCGUACACCUGGCAAACCUGCAAAGUCAAAAGCCAAUCUCUCAAGGUCAUCGUUAAACAUAUCUGGGGAGCACCUCACACCGCGAGCAACGCCAAACGUCAGUUUUAAUGAGAGCCAGGAUGUGUUCUUAUCGGGAGAGGAGACUCCAAGACAGGAAGAUCAACAGAUAUAUAAGGAAGAGCCAAAAAUGGAGGCACAAAAACCUGCUACUGUAACCAGGCAACCACAACAACACCGUAGGCCUCAGACACCACCUGCUGCAAGGGUAGAGAGACCAUCAACCCCGGGGUCCAAAGGUCAGGAGGUAAAUGGAGGUCGCCAAGGAAGUACAAAGACUCAGAGAGUACCAAAUGAACAGACAAGACCCAAAGUGAUGGAGGACCGGAGUGUUGGGUCAGAUAGUGAUGACACCUUGGAAGGGUCAGAGGCACCAACAGUGGCAACAAAGACAUCGGAGGGAAGUGAGAAAUUCAGGGUCCUUCAGGAUGAGAUUGGUCGUCUCCGGGAUGAAUUUAAAAAGGCUACAGACGAACAACGCCAACAGAUGCUGCAACAACAGCAGCAGCAACAUCAACAUGCACCACCUCAGCUACCACAACCUCCACAACAACCCCAGCAGGACGAUUACCAUUACUUUGACCCGACGGAAGAUGCCUACGCCUUCAUGAGAGGUCCACGUAGAAGGGCAAAUUCUUUCUCGGGAGCAGGUGUUAGAGAUUGGGAUGACUGGUGGAAGUACCCCCUAAUCAAUCCUAAUGACGGGGCAGACCUUCCUCUGGGUUAUGCCGCAGCAGAUUCAUAUGCCACACCCAGGAGGCAGGCGGCAGCAGCAGCAGCAGCAGCUGCCACAACUGCUGCCAUGGAAACAGGACAAGAGGCACGGCCAAGAGGUCGACAUCGUAUCAGGAAAAAGUAUCGUAAGACAAACCUAGAGAAUGCGGCCCAGACUCAAGCUGGGUACGACUCGGACCAGUCACCGACAAGAGCCACAGCAUCUACUGUCACAGAUGAUCAAAUGUUUAAUUACUAUGUACACCCUACUCAGGUGGCAGCUGCUCCACAACAGUACCAGGCUACUCCGAGAGCAGCUCGGUACAGCUCUCAGCCCAACCUCUACUAUGGGGCCUAUCCCACAGCCAGUGCUCAGCCCCAGGUGUAUGCUGCCCAAAGACCACAGCAACAAACACCAACUCAGCAAUACACACGCCAAAGUGCCAACUACUCCACCCCCAUCUCUGCCGGGUAUGGUCCCAGGGUACGGCAGCAGCCACAAUACAGGGUUCCCUCAUCACCACAGCAGCAGCGUACAUAUUCUUAUGAUGACAUUGAUGCCCAAGGUCAAGGUCAGACAUACCAACCAGCCCCUGUGGCAUAUAUCCUGGCGGACCAGGUACCGACUGCCACUGGGCCAGUGUAUGAGACAUCGGUGGACAGUGCUGAGUGUCCACUGUGUGGAGGGGUGGGAUACCACACCCACACCGAACAGGAGCCAGCACCACCCACAGCCACUCCAAGGGUCGUGUACACACUUCCAGAACCGGUCAGAAGGUCGAGACCAAGACAGAGAUCCAAAUCAGCCUCCAGGAUCCGUCACUACUCCCCAGAAGGCAGAGGAAGGUCACGCUAUCUUGUCCGAGAGUACCGUAGUGAGAGUGAAAGUGCCGAGUCAGAGGAUGAGUUGUAUCAGAGAAGGAGCCAAAGCUCAGGUAGGAGGCAGCGAAGACCCGGUCGGCGAUACAGAAAGGAGUAUGAGGAUGCCCUGAACCAGUCUCUCAAUUUGACGGAGGAAAUUGAUGACCUCACAACCAAAAUGAUGAGCACAGUUCGAGGGGAGCUGAAGCUGGCAAAGAAACACAAAGAAUUUGGCUCCUCUGUAUGGUGAAACUGGCCUGAAGUUACACCUGAGAAUGAUUUAAUAUUAAUGUACUGAUCUUCCAUAGACUAUACAGCAGAAGAUGUACCAGUAUGACGAGACUGGCUCUCCAUACACUUCUAGCUAGCUCAGUAUGGUGAAACUGUCCUUCCAUAAAUUAAACACCAGGGAAAGAUGCAGCAAUAGCUGAUAAUGUGAGGAAGCACAUUUAUGGUUGUCUACAUUUAGCAUCCAGAUGGAGUUAAUGUUGUGACAGCUCUGCCUUCGGUCGGUGAGGAGUAUACGAGUUAUAAUGUACACUGUACCCUUGGAGGUCCUGAGAGGAGGGCUCUGUAUGGAUAAGACUGUCAUUUAUUGAUGGAGUGUGUUCUAUUUGAAGGUCAGGUAUGACUGAUGUAUGGACAUUUAGAGAAGAGAUGGUGAUUGGUAUCACAUGAUCUUGAAGGGAACUUUUUUGUUCCAGUGAGUGGAUUAUUUGGAAUAUAAGUAGGCCUUGUGUGACGUGUAAACUGAACAAAAAGUAUAAUCAAAUUUGAAUGCCAUAUUUGUUGAGAAUAAUGUGUAUCGAUGCAUGCACAUCAUGAAUUGUACUCAUGUGAAACAGAAUAGAAGGACGUAUCAUAUGAUACAUUAGGAUGAUAUACAAUACAGUAAUUAUCACGAUUACUAUGUGUAACACUAGCUUGACCCUAUACUAUACAAAAUAUAUACAUGAAGUGGUUAUAUGUCAUUUUUUAAUUGUUGUAUGGUCAGUGAAUUUUGUUUUUGAUUUUCACAAAAUGUCAAACUAAGUAUAUUUUUAUCUGGACAUUGUUGGAAUUGUAAUCAGUAAGGGAACACAGCAGUAUUACAACUGUGUAGAAAAUAAAGGAUAUGUCUAUCUGUCCCAGUGUUACACUGAUGGGCACAUUACUGGAUUGUAACAUCGUAUGUUGAUUAAUAAACUGUAUCCUGAGAUAGGUAGAUAUUGGAGAAUUAGAUGUGGAGGCCCGUGAUAGAGCAUUAAUUGAUUUCCCUGGAUCAUAUUCAACUUGAAUCAAGUUAUUGUAUCAACAACAAGAUCGACAGGUAAUGGUGAUCAGUUUCAGCGGAAAGGUAUUCUACAUCUACAAAACUUAAAUUGCUGUCCACAAUUACCAGUAUAUUAUCAUGCCAUUUACACUUUACUGAUGUGUUUACAUGUAUUAUGACGUCAAGAACAUAAUUUUAAAGCCAGUACCUUGUAUCUUAAUCAGCUGAAAGAAAAUCCAGAUGUCUGAUGGCUGACCCAGAAAUAUAUGGGGGCAGGGAGAACCUUCUCCACCAACCACGAUUUUCAUAUUUCAUGUAGGGUCAACUUUACAAAUGGAAGCAGUUAUUUUAGGCCCCAUCCACCACAUAUCAUCUAUCAGAAGUAUACAUCCCUUCCCCCACCCCAAUACCUUCCUGUCUACAAUUGCCCUGAGAUGAGAUGCGUUUGAAUUUAUUAUGAUUUUGAUGUACAUCAGCAAUUGUUUGAAAAGUCACUUUGACUGUGUGUUGCUCCUGUUACUGCCCUGCGAUUCCUUUGUAUAAUUUUGUAUAAUGAAAUGCAGAUACAAUUAUUGAUACCAGUAGGAAAAAGAAUAGAAGGUAAUUAUCUCCCUUGGUUUAACUCUAUUUAUAAUGCCAACAUUUUCAUGUAACGUUUUAUAGUGAUAGGGGACUAAGGUAACAAAACAUCAUUUUGUAUUGUACAUUUGAUUAAUAUCAAAUUGAACUAGACUUUGUAACAUACCCUCAAUACAUUGUGAUAAUAAUGACUAGUGUGUUAGAUGUUAUAAAAAUACCUCAUCAUUGAAGGAUAUAUAUUUUGUAUGCAAAGUGGACAUUAGAUGGUGCAUGUAAAUAAAAUAGAUCAAUUGUAAAAAUGUUGGUCAUUUUGUGUGGUGAGUAUGUAAAUUAUGUUUAUAUUAAAUACAUAAAUAACAAAUCAUUAGUAUAUUAAAUAUACCAAUUAUGUGUGAAUAUUAAUCUUGUCAUAAAUAUUCAGUUUUUUAAUACAUACUGUAUAAAGUUUCAUUAUUACUUUUUAUAGUUUAUAAGGAAUAAAAUCAAAGUACACACUAUUUAUUAACAUAGAACCAAUGAGCACUGGUGCCGAUCAGUGUUGAUUGUAACAAUGGUUUUUAUAUUUUUUGGCAUACAGAAAGGUAUAUAAACAUACCAGGUAAUUGAAUCUAUACCUGAGUGUAGAUCAUUGUGGUUUAAACAAAACUUCAAUGUCAAAAUUAAUUUUGAACUAUACUUUUACAUAGUUUGUAUCCUUUUUUCCAUAUUAUUUUGGGUUCAUAUUGCAACUGUAAACUUUCAGCAUAGAAAUGGUGAUUGCUAGAUUUAUAACUGUACCAUUUUAAGUGUCUGAAGUUAAGUCCCAAGUUUUAUAACUCAUUCUGUUGUAAAUAUUAACUACUGAUAGUAUUUAUGUAAGAAAAUACGACAUCUUGAUGAAAGGUUGUGUAUAUAAGUACAUGCAUACAAUAUUUAUUUAUAACUACACUUAAGAGAUUCAAUAACUGUGAUAGAAAUUGUAUUUUUUUUUAAUGAUUUCAUAGGUUGUCAUUAGUGUAUGAUUUACUGUUUAGUUUAUUACAUACCAGUAUAUUUUCUCUGUGAUGUAGCAAACAUGAUCAAAUGAGUACUGUGAUUAACAGGAACCGUUUUAAGUUCAUAUCCGUCCCACAAAUGUUUAUAUCUGUACCACCGAUUUCUUUAUAUCUCUUUUGAGUGUUGUGUCCGUCCCGAUAGAAUUAUUUAUCCGCACAAGAAAAUCAACCAGAGUAGUUCAUCAUUUUCAACUCCUUUUUACUCACAAUUUAUUUUACAUGCACAUUAAAUUUGAUUAUUUAAGUUUCAAUUACUUUUUUCAUUUUUACAAGACUUUAUUAACACUUUGUAUGAAAUUUGUUUUGUAUAUCUAAUAUUUAACAUGGACUAUGAUCUGAGUUAAGAGGCAGAUGUGCGUGCGUUCAGAGUAAACAAGUUAAACUAAGUAUAUCAAGGUUACCAAUAGCUAUUUCCUCCUGUUUUUCUAUAUUGAAAGGUAAAAGUUGAACGGUACAUGUACUGUAGUGAAACAUUCAAAUUCCUUAGUAAUUUAGUUUUUGUUUCAAGAAAAAUAUUAUGAAAGUUAUUUAAUUGAAGAUAUUGAACAUUUGGGUUGAUACCUCUAAAUAUUUGUUCACUUGAAUAUGCAGAAUGCUCGGCUAAAGUUGUUCAAUAGACACCAGUAGUUAGAUAGUAUACCAUAUAAUAAAACCGUUGUGAUUUAAACCGACAGUGUACAGCAUGCUAACGUAAUUCGGUAUCAGUCAAUAAUUUAUACGGGAGGCCUUUAUACAACAUGUUUAAAGGUCACAAGCAAUAACAUAUAUCAUCUAUAAAUUAGAAAAGUCUUGCCAUUACAAAAUCUGUUGUUUAUAGGCAAAUUUUAAUGAUCUGCCUGUCUGCAUUCUGUUUUCUCAAAUUAUGAAAAGUGCAUUUUGUAAAAAUCAUGUAUGUUGUAGUUAACUGAAUGUCAUUGAUUUAUUUCGAUAUUAAAAUGUGGUUUAUUUUACUUGUAUAUUUAUCAUACAAUGUAUAUCUUUCUAUAAUAGCAAUAUUUCAUUUGAAAUGUUAUAAUCAUUUUAAAAUAGGAAAAUAUCACUGUGCUUAAAAGAUGUUUUUGAUACAGACUAUAGGAAACGAUUAUUAACAUUCAUGUUUUUAUCAAUUUUAUUUUGUACUGAAGAAUGUUUUUUUCAUACUGAUUAUAUUGAAAAGAUACUUUCUUUUCAACACACAGACAAAUUGUUUCCGUAUUUGAAUUGCAGUUAAUUUAUGUAUUAAUUUUAAUAUUAAAAUGUACCAAUUGUUUUCUUCCUUUUCUGUUUUAUUCACAAAGGAAAAGUAGUUCCUGUAUGAAUACCCUUGCUGGUAAAACUUGCUAUAAAUUCUUGGUACCUAACGCAUUUUCCAUGAUAUAUUGAGAAAAUAAUAUACCACUCUAAUAGUAUUUCCUUGAGACUUUUAAUUUCAGUGCAUUUUUUGUACUGAUCUGAAGUUAGAGUAUUACAUGUAAUCAUUAGUCAUUGAUUGGCAUCAAGUAAGAACCAUUAUAUAUUAAUUAUUGCACUUGGUUUCCAGUUGGUGUAGAAGUGUAACUUAUAUAGACGGCAUAUUUGUCCCAAAUUGUAUCCUGUAGCUUUCAGGUUCAGC
This is a messenger RNA of Mizuhopecten yessoensis (Yesso scallop), 10324 nucleotides long. RefSeq lists its product as uncharacterized. The record is from RefSeq and is a predicted model, not a curated record. The transcript is spliced from 16 exons. NCBI's taxonomy places the organism in Eukaryota, Metazoa, Mollusca, Bivalvia, Pectinida, Pectinidae. The coding region runs from base 281 to 6118 and encodes 1945 amino acids.